Molecule: messenger RNA, 2941 nt
Organism: Cetraspora pellucida
Lineage: Eukaryota; Fungi; Glomeromycota; Glomeromycetes; Diversisporales; Gigasporaceae
Source: the annotation of a GenBank genome assembly
AUGGCUGAUCCGGUCUAUAGUUUUGAAAAAGUUGAAGAUUUCUUCUCAAAUUACGAGUCUUGGACGAAGCUUGGUAAUGUUCUUAGUCACGAUUACAAUCCCGGUAUUCGUACGCUUACCCUAAUUAUCGAAGGUGGAUACCCUCAAGGUCAAUCAUGUUGUCUCCUGAUUCAGUUGCUUGGGUAUAAUGUUUUUCGCGUACGCUUUGACCCAAGUAAGAGAAACGCUGAUGAAUAUAUUACAAACAACACUCGUGCAGUAGUUAUGGACACAUGGGCAGAUCUUCAGGAUGAAUGGGGCCAAUUCACCACAAAUUUUAAUAAUGAUCCAAAUAAAAUCAGCAUUGAUACAAUACAUACGGAUGGUAAUACACAAUUCAUGAAGAUUGAAGUAGGUCUUAAUCCUUUCUCUAUUCGAGUUGAUCGUUUUGAAGGUGGGAAUCCAUACCCAAUUUGGACAACUAACGGUGAAAUAGGAUUGCGUUGGAGUGAAGUUAAAGAUGGUGAUGUUAUAACUACUUUCAAAAUAAUUCAAGUCGUAGAUAAAUCUCCAACCGCAAAGUACGCUGGAUUUGGUGAACAUGGAGGAGUUGGUUUAUUUAAAAAUUCACAACAACUCACCUUCUUCAAUUAUGAUAAUUUUGGAUAUGGUCAAAUUUAUGGUCAAGGACCUCUGGAUCAACGUGAACCUCUUUACCACUCUGACCCUUUUUUUAUGGAAUUCAAUGGGGUUCCUGGAAAAACAUCGGUUACUGGCAUGUAUAUUGAUAAUUACUCACUUAUUUGUAUGGAUAUUGGUCAUGAAAAGUCAGAUAGAAAUAUGUUUGGUAUUAAAUUUGGCGAACUCGAUUAUUAUGUAUUUGCUGGAAAUGAAUGCAAAGAUAUUAUAAGUAGUUUCACAAGUUUGGUUGGACGUUGUAGACUUAAACCUCGUUAUGUUCUUGGUUUCCAUCAAGGAUGUUAUGGCUGGACGAAGAGACAAGAUUUAGAGGAUACACUCCAAAAAUACAGAGAGAAUAAUAUUCCAAUUGAUGGUCUUCAUAUUGACAUUGACUCUCAAAAUAAUUAUGAGGUUUUUACCUUAAAUCCUGUAACUUUUCCUAACGCCAGAGAAAUGUUUAAUAAUUUACGAAGUAAUGGCGCAAAAUGUUGUGUUAAUGUUACUCCCAUUAUUAAAAAAGGUGAUAAUAAUUAUACACCAUAUAAAGAGGCUACGGAGAAUGACUACUUGAUCUUAGAUACGCGUGUUAAAAGUUUAUCAGGUAAUUUACUCCAGCAAUACUAUGAAGGAGGUAAUGAAGUGAUAGGAAAAAUGACCAUCGAUGACAAUCUCAGUGGCACUCCCACUCCAUUUACUGGCAGGGUGGACUAUGGUUAUGGUAAUACUGUCUCGGGUCACUAUCCAGACCUUGGUCGGAAGGAAGUCAGAAAUUGGUGGGGUAAACAGUAUGAAACACUUUUUUCAUUGGGUUUAGAAUUUGUAUGGCAAGACAUGACAACUCCAGCUAUUGAUAAAACUCGAGGUGAUAUGAAAGGAUUUCCUUUCAAACUUCUUGUUACAGACGAUUCUUUAUCUGCUAAAUCACCUUCAUUAAGCCCUGCUCUCAAAGUGUGGAACCUUUUUUCUUAUAAUCUACAUAAAGCAUCAUAUCAUGGUCUAAAUUCUCUUCCCGGUCGAGAAGGAAAACGCAAUUUUAUUAUAGGCCGUGGUAGCUUUACUGGUUCUCAUCGGUUUUGUGGUUUGUGGACUGGAGAUAAUUCAUCAACAUGGGACUUUUACCGAAUCAAUAUUGCGCAGGUAUUAGCUGUUGGACUUUCAGGACUUUCAAUAGUAGGAGCAGAUAUUGGAGGGUUUGGUAAAGGUGUUGAUAAUGGACAAUGGGCUAGUCCUGAGCUAAUUGUUCGUUGGACAACAGCUGGAUCAUUCCUACCAUGGUUUAGAAAUCAUUAUGUAAAGAAUAUUGAUGUGACAAUCGAUGGUCAAAGGAAAGUCCAUGAUGGAAAAUCUUUUCAGGAACUUUAUGUUUUCAAGGAUUACCAAUAUGCAUUUGGAGUCACAGACUAUCAACGGGUAUUCUACCGUGCGGUUCUUCCUGUAACUAGACAUUACAUAGAAUUGCGAUAUAGGUUAAUGCAACUUUGGUAUGAUUUAAUGUGGGUGAAUGUGCUUGAAAGUAUGCCAAUGUGUCGAGCAUUGUUUAUUAAUGAUCCACAUGAUGAUACACUUUAUAACGAUAAGAUUGAAUUUAACAGUAAUCAGUUCUUUGUUGGCAAAGAUCUCCUUGUAGCACCUAUAAUGGACCCUGGUGCUACUAAACGAGAUAUUUAUUUGCCAACCACAGAUAAUUGGUAUAGCUUUGUGGACAGUAAAUUCCCACUAGCAAGUGCAGUUGAAGGUGGCACAACAGUUCGAGAUUUUGAUGCACACAUUGAUGGUGAUGACUAUAAUCAUUUGGGAUUCAUUGUUCCAAUAUACAUUCGUGCUGGAGCUAUAAUCCCAGAAAUUCCUCUUGAGCAAUGGGUGGGACAACUUCACGAGCAUGGUAAACCUUGCAAUAUCACCCUCAAUAUCUAUCCAGGAAAAAAGGGACUUUAUACUAUGUAUUUGGAUGAUGGGGUUAGUCUUUCUUCUGCACCACCUGAUGCGCCUCAAUACAAGUACCUUGAUCAAGAAGAAAAAAAGUAUGCAAAAGGGGAAUACCGAGAAGUAAAGAUUGAACAUAUUCAAUCCGGAACUAACCGUGAUAUCACAAUCACGCGAUCUAGGGAUAAUUACACGCCUCCUUUAGAAACAUUCUACCGGGUGGCUAUAUUACAUGAUCCGUCAGAACCUUUUCAAGGUUCAAAUGGACCUUUAAUGUCCAUCAUUGUUAAUGGUCAUGUGUUAAACGAUCCUAACAAAGAUAUGGUUUUAAGUAACGACAAUAGCAAUCCUAUUAAUU